AUGCUAGAGCGUGAAUUCGCAGCUUAUAAUGUACGCUCUGAUGCCGUUAAAAGCGCAGCAGUUGUCCGACAUUUGGACGUUGCGACCUUGAAAAUUGUGGCAGACAUAAUUGCCAUCACGCUUGGAGCUACAGAACAAAAAACCUUCAGUUCUGCUAAGAGAAAUGAAAUUAUUAGCAGGAGACAAUACAGAAUAUCCGGAAUAAGAUUUUUGAUAGACACAGGCGCUGAUAUAUCUGUUAUCCCAAAAACAUCUGGUGACAGGAGAACAUUAGACAGCGAAUGUAACCUAUAUGCUGCAAACGGUUCAACCAUUCAUACGUAUGGUAAAAAAGUACUUUCCAUAAACCUAGGCUUACGUAGACAAYUUAUAUGGAAGUUCACAGUKGCAAAAACAACAAGAGCAAUUUUGGGAGUAGAUUUCCUAGGAUAUUAUAAUUUACUGGUGGACAUAAAAAAUAAAAAAUUGAUUGAUSGCAAAACGCAACUUUCUAGCAGAGUAACUAAAGGCCCUCCAAUUACARAAAAAGCGAGACGUCUUCCACCYGAAAAACUUAAAGCUGCAARAACAGAAUUCGAAWUAAUGCUAAAACAAGGUAUUUGUCAACCGUCAAAAAGUCAAUGGGCUAGUCCUUUACAUAUGGUAAGGAAGAAAACUGGAGAAUGGAGACCAUGCGGUKACUACCGUAGGCUCAAUAGUAUAACUCAACCAGAUAGAUCUCGUGCUUAUCAUCAAAUUCCCAUAGCUCCUGAAGACAGAGAAAAAACAGCAUUAAUUAAACCAUUUGGUUUAUUUGAAUAUCUG
This is a messenger RNA of Polistes dominula (European paper wasp), 804 nucleotides long. RefSeq lists its product as uncharacterized. NCBI's taxonomy places the organism in Eukaryota, Metazoa, Arthropoda, Insecta, Hymenoptera, Vespidae. The record is from RefSeq and is a predicted model, not a curated record.